GAAGGGGUGGAGGAGCAGGAGGGGGUUGACCGAGCGCCUGCUGCACACUCUCUCACACACAAACGCUGCUCAGGCUUCCCCACCCGCUGCUGCCGCGCUGCGCGCUUUUCCGCUCCUCGCGGCUCCCCCACAUUGUUCUCCCGGGACUCCUGGGUCCACAGGGGCUGACAUCGGGCCUGAGCGGAGGGUCCCGGAGGGGACUCGGCGGUGGCCGGAGAGUCGGAGGCUUCGGCCCCCACCCCAGCCCCUCGCCUCGGGCUCCCCUCCCCCACGCCACUUUUUUUGGGGGGGGGCGGGUAGGUGUGGAUUAGCUCAUCCUCGCAGGGAGGUGGGAGCGGGCGCCGGCUGCCCGCCUCCCCAGCCCGCCGCAGCCCCGCAGGAUGAGGUGGUGCCGUCGGCUCGGGGCCGUGGCGCGGCCGCUGCGGCGGCGGCUGCUCGGGGGGCGCUGAGGGAGCCCCCCGGGGCGGCGCGCGGACGCGUUUCUCUCCGGCGCGCACCCGGGCCUCGAGGCUUUUUUAUUUUUUUAUUAUUAUUUUUUUUAUUCUCCAGCCGAGAGGACGCGGCUGUGAUAACGAAGAUCUAGUGUGGACAGUAAUGACCUCACGUUUCCGGUUGCCUGCUGGCAGAACCUACAAUGUACGCGCAUCGGAGUUGGCCCGAGACAGACAGCACACGGAGGUGGUUUGCAACGUCCUUCUUCUGGAUAACACUGUACAAGCUUUCAAAGUUAAUAAACAUGAUCAGGGGCAAGUUCUGUUGGAUAUAGUCUUCAAGCAUCUUGAUUUGACUGAGCGAGACUAUUUUGGUUUACAGCUGGCUGAUGAUUCCACAGAUAACCCAAGGUGGCUGGAUCCAAACAAACCAAUAAGGAAGCAGCUAAAGAAACUACUUUUAUUAAUUCUAGGAGGAUCUCCUUACAGUUUGAACUUUAGAGUCAAAUUUUUUGUAAGUGACCCCAACAAGUUACAAGAAGAAUACACCAGGUACCAGUAUUUUUUGCAAAUUAAGCAAGACAUUCUCACUGGAAGAUUGUCCUGUCCUUGCAACACUGCUGCCCUUUUAGCUUCAUUUGCUGUUCAGUCUGAACUUGGAGACUACAAUCAGUCAGAGAACUUGCCAGGCUACCUCUCAGAUUAUUAUUUCAUUCCUAAUCAACCUCAAGAUUUUGAAAAGGAAAUUGCAAAAUUACAUCAACAGCAUAUAGGCUUAACUCCUGCAGAAGCAGAAUUUAAUUACCUAAAUACGGCACGUACCUUAGAACUCUAUGGAGUUGAAUUCCACUAUGCAAGGGAUCAAAGUAACAAUGAAAUUACAAUUGGAGUGAUGUCAGGAGGAAUUCUGAUUUAUAAGAACAGGGUACGAAUGAAUACCUUUCCAUGGUUGAAGAUUGUAAAAAUUUCAUUUAAGUGCAAACAGUUUUUUAUUCAACUUAGAAAAGAAUUGCAUGAAUCUAGAGAAACGUUAUUGGGAUUUAAUAUGGUGAAUUACCGAGCUUGUAAAAAUUUAUGGAAAGCAUGUGUAGAACAUCACACAUUCUUCCGUUUGGACAGACCGCUUCCACCUCAGAAGAACUUUUUUGCACAUUAUUUUACACUGGGUUCAAAAUUCCGGUACUGUGGGAGAACUGAAGUCCAGUCAGUUCAAUAUGGCAAAGAAAAGGCAAAUAAAGACAGGGUAUUUGCAAGAUCUCCAAGUAAGCCCUUAGCACGAAAAUUGAUGGAUUGGGAAGUGGUAAGCAGAAACUCAAUAUCUGAUGACAGAUUAGAAACACAGAGCCUUCCCUCACGAUCUCCACCUGGAACUCCUAAUCAUCGAAAUUCUGCAUUCACACAAGAGGGAACUCGAUUGCGACCAUCUUCCGUUGGUCAUUUAGUAGACCAUGUGGUUCAUACUUCCACCAGUGAAAUAUCUGUGAGUCAGAGAUCUCCAUCAUCAACUCAGGCUAAUAGCAUCGUUCUGGAAUCAUCACCAUCACAAGAGACCCCUGAAGAUGGACAGCCUCCAGCUUUACCACCUAAACAAUCUAAGAAAAAUAGUUGGAACCAAAUUUAUUAUUCACAUUCUCAACAAGAUCUGGAGAACCAUAUUAAUGAAACAUUUGAUGUUCCAUCUUCCCCUGAAAAGUCUACUCCUAAUGGUGGUAUUCCACAUGAUAAUCUUGUUCUCAUUAAAAUGAAGCCUGAUGAAAACGGGAGGUUUGGAUUCAAUGUAAAGGGAGGAUACGAUCAGAAGAUGCCUGUGAUUGUGUCCCGAGUAGCACCAGGAACACCUGCUGACCUCUGUGUCCCUCGAUUGAAUGAAGGGGACCAAGUUGUACUAAUCAAUGGUCGGGACAUUGCAGAACACACUCAUGAUCAGGUGGUGCUGUUCAUUAAAGCUAGCUGUGAGAGACAUUCUGGGGAACUCGUGCUUCUUGUGAGACCUAAUGCUGUAUAUGAUGUAGUGGAAGAAAAGCUGGAAAACGAGCCAGACUUCCAGUACAUUCCUGAGAAAGCCCCACUGGAUAGUGGCCAUCAGGAUGACCAUUCCCUCCGUGAGUCGAUGAUUCAGCUAGCUGAGGGGCUUCUCACUGGAACAGUCCUGACACAAUUUGAUCAACUAUAUCGGAAAAAACCUGGAAUGACAAUGACUUGUGCCAAAUUACCUCAGAACAUUUCCAAAAAUAGAUACAGAGAUAUUUCGCCUUAUGAUGCUACACGGGUUAUUUUAAAAGGUAGUGAAGACUACAUCAAUGCAAACUAUAUAAAUAUGGAAAUUCCUUCUUCGAGCAUUAUCAAUCAAUACAUUGCUUGCCAAGGGCCUCUACCACACACUUGUACAGAUUUUUGGCAGAUGACUUGGGAACAAGGCUCUUCCAUGGUUGUAAUGUUGACCACACAAGUGGAACGUGGCAGAGUUAAAUGUCACCAGUAUUGGCCAGAACCCACAGGAAGUUUAUCCUAUGGAUGCUACCAAGUCACCUGUCACUCAGAAGAAGGGAACACUGCCUACAUCUUCAGGAAGAUGACAUUAUUUAACCAAGAGAAAAAUGAAAGUCGUCAAGUCACUCAGAUCCAGUACAUAGCUUGGCCUGACCACGGAGUUCCCGAUGAUUCAAGUGACUUCUUGGAUUUUGUUUGUCAUGUCCGAAAUAAAAGGGCUGGCAAGGAAGAACCUAUUGUUGUUCAUUGCAGUGCUGGAAUUGGAAGAACGGGAGUUCUUAUCACUAUGGAAACAGCCAUGUGUCUCAUUGAAUGCAAUCAGCCAGUUUAUCCAUUAGACAUUGUGAGAACAAUGAGAGAUCAACGAGCCAUGAUGAUCCAAACACCUUUUCUACUCUAAAAUGUAGUGUUCCAGCAUUAGUUGCCUUUCUGGGCAAAAAUAUUUCAGCCUAGUUUAGGGAUUCUCUGAUGCACCCAUCUUUUCCCAUCCUUCAGUGAGUUGGCAAGAUGUUUUCAUUCUUGUAUUCUGUAGAGUGGGUCAAAUUUCAAUGGUAAAAUUAAUUUCUUGAAUUUCAAAUAGUAGCACUUUAUUUCAUGCUUACUACUGACCUAAUUUAUACAGUUAUAAAUAGAAUCUAUCUUAGGAGUUUUGUAAAUAUGGGGGUGGGGAGGGACGGAUUAGUACUAGAGAUCAUUAGGUUGGUCCUGGGUUUGAAUGCUUUACAAUGAUCUCUUGAUAGCUUAUUUGAUAUUUAAGAGAUGACUUCUAUGAUCUUAGCCUUGCCACUUUUAUGUAAUUUAUAUAGUACACAAAGGCUACCCAGUUGGCUGUGCACCUGGACCCGGAGUUGUCCCAGCUAGUUUUUAAACCGAGCUUGAUUUACACUCAUCAUUUCCACUUUGCAGCUUUUGUACAUCACAUGAAUACUCGGAAACCCAGUUUUCAGUGUCGUACCUGGGGGUGAGUACAUAUUGCACCACAAUAAAGUAAGGGGGCAGAAGUCUUGACAUUUUUUGUAUACAUGUCAAA
Molecule: messenger RNA, 3951 nt
Organism: Ochotona princeps (American pika)
Lineage: Eukaryota; Metazoa; Chordata; Mammalia; Lagomorpha; Ochotonidae
Gene: PTPN4
Product: protein tyrosine phosphatase non-receptor type 4
Exons: 27
Coding region: 595-3321 (908 amino acids)
Biological process (GO): protein dephosphorylation
Cellular component (GO): cytoskeleton; cytoplasm; cytoplasmic side of plasma membrane
Molecular function (GO): protein tyrosine phosphatase activity; cytoskeletal protein binding
Source: RefSeq, a predicted model, not a curated record